Messenger RNA from Vicia villosa (hairy vetch), 399 nucleotides. RefSeq lists its product as uncharacterized. The coding region runs from base 1 to 399 and encodes 132 amino acids. The record is from RefSeq and is a predicted model, not a curated record. Gene Ontology annotation, molecular function: RNA-DNA hybrid ribonuclease activity; nucleic acid binding. The transcript has a single exon. NCBI's taxonomy places the organism in Eukaryota, Viridiplantae, Streptophyta, Magnoliopsida, Fabales, Fabaceae.
AUGGAGGAAACAAAGAGAAUUGAGAGCAAUUGCAGUCCCUUGAUUGCAGAGCUUUGGGGCGUUCAUGAAGUUUUAAGGCUGGUGGUGGAGAAAGGCUUCAAGAAUGUGAUUUUAGAAUCGGAUUCUAAGGAAGCAAUUGAUAUUAGUAACAAGGCGAGUAGGAAUAAGUUGGUUAGUGGCAAUCUUGUUUGUAAAAUUCAUGAUUGGAUGCGUAUGUGCGAGAAGGUGGAAAUCAAUCAUGUUUAUCGUGAAGUUAAUGGAUGUGCAAAUCGUCUAGCUAAACAUGGAAAAGAGUUAGGAGUGGGUUAUGUUUUCCUUUUGAAUAUGCCUAGGUGGCUUGUUGAUAAUUUUUCUAGAGAUUCUAAGGGUGUCUUGUACUCUAGAAUCGGGUGUGGUUAG